AUGGGACAUCUGGUUUUCAGAGUGGAUAACUAUGCAUCAAAUGUGAGAAACGAAGUACUUCUUAUGGAUGCGGCAGGCCAACUUCUUCUUACAUUGCGGCGCAAGAGAUGGAGUUUUAGGAAGAGAUGGCAAGCAUACAGAGGAGAUCCAGUAGAGUCUGAUAAGCCCAAAUUUAGCCUUGCAAAGUCUUUGGGAUUUUCAAAUAAAACCACAGCCAGUGUAUUUGUGUAUGUAAGUAAGCAAAUUAAAUACUGCGAUUACCAGAUAGAAGGGUCGUUGUGCAAGUCGUUGUGCACAAUAUUGAAUAAAGCGGGAGAGAUCAUCGCGCAGAUUAAACAAAAGGAAGCCAAGUGUGACAUAAUGUUGGGAAAUGAUGUUUUGAGCCUGGUUAUCGACGCAGGAGUAGAUCAAGCAUUUGUAAUGGGGCUGCUCAUUAUGUUUAAUCAGAUAGGCUAA
Molecule: messenger RNA, 456 nt
Organism: Cryptomeria japonica (Japanese cedar)
Lineage: Eukaryota; Viridiplantae; Streptophyta; Pinopsida; Cupressales; Cupressaceae
Product: protein LURP-one-related 5-like
Exons: 2
Coding region: 1-456 (151 amino acids)
Source: RefSeq, a predicted model, not a curated record